AUGGAGUAUCCAGAUUUUGCCUUUUCAAUGCCAACCUGCUAUCAGCUGGGAAUUCCGAGUGAGAAUCCUCCACUCAGUCAACUGCCUCCGUAUUAUGGACCGCCGAUGACUAUGCCGAUUCCUCACCCGUUGUAUGACUAUAACCUUGAACCAGCCUUCAUUCGCAAGAGAAACGAAAGGGAGCGAAUUCGAGUACGUCACGUCAACGAAGGCUAUGCGCGCCUUCGAGAACACCUCCCCGACGAACCUACAGAUAAGCGGAUGUCAAAGGUAGAGACAUUACGGGCCGCAAUCAGGUACAUUAAACACUUAGAGAGCUUGUUGGAUGUCGGCAAAGAUAGCAAACAGGAUAAGAACACCGAGGGAACCUCAAAAAAACAAGAAUCUACAGAGGACGAGAGGUAA
Molecule: messenger RNA, 405 nt
Organism: Orbicella faveolata
Lineage: Eukaryota; Metazoa; Cnidaria; Anthozoa; Scleractinia; Merulinidae
Product: achaete-scute homolog 5-like
Biological process (GO): developmental process; regulation of transcription by RNA polymerase II
Molecular function (GO): DNA-binding transcription factor activity, RNA polymerase II-specific; RNA polymerase II transcription regulatory region sequence-specific DNA binding; protein dimerization activity
Source: RefSeq, a predicted model, not a curated record